This is a messenger RNA of Sclerotinia trifoliorum, 1688 nucleotides long. The record is from the annotation of a GenBank genome assembly. NCBI's taxonomy places the organism in Eukaryota, Fungi, Ascomycota, Leotiomycetes, Helotiales, Sclerotiniaceae.
GUCUCGCCUAUUGGGACUUAUAUUUCUUGUCUUUGUGUUUCAAUAGCUGAGCAUUUGGGCUACUUGAAUACGUAUAUACAUACAUGCGUUUACGAAGCGGAUCACAUUUGCGAGGUAGCGACUCUAGCGAGCGAGAAGGUCGGAGUCAGCUUGCUGGUCGUGCAAGUCAAAGUAUGGAAGCACACAAUUUCACAGAUUUUGGCUCGAAUAGCGCUGAUGUUGGUUCAUCGAGUCGGAGGUUAGUUGCGUACUUUCUGCUUGUGAUUUGGUUAGCUGCGGUGAUGAGCUAAUUAAUGCAUUGUCAAGUAGUGGAUCUCCACCUCGGUCUCGAAAUCAAAUUUCUCGGACUUCGAACGGAGAGACUGCGCUGCUUCUCGUUCCAUCUAGUCGAUACGAAGGGUCUCAAGAAACACAUUACUCAACAAGAGCACCAUCUUCUAGCACCCAGAGACCUUACUCAGCACGGCCAUCAUCUCCGUAUCAACCUUCCUACUCUGAAUCAUCAGUUCCCGCAUCGUAUCCUAUCACAUCCUCUCAGCAGCCUUAUACGACUACGUCACAACCUGGAUCUACAUACCCUUCCUAUACCGAACCCUACACGACUACAUUCCAGCUCGAAUCUAUCGAUUCUCACACCUCUACCUCUUACCUUGAUCCACCACCACCAGCAGUGCCUACACCUCCGCCGCUUCCAUCGCACUAUACUCCCUAUCAUCCUUCACAACGUGAUUCCCAAACUCUCCCACACUACCACCCAACUCAAUUUCAACGAGUUUCUUACCCUGCCUCUCAUCCCCAUGUCAACACUCCAACCAACUUACCAUCCCUCUCGAUCCCCAUCCCUCAAAUCCAAAUCCAACCUCAUCAUCACCACCACCAACAACAACCACCACCAGAAGAGCCAGGCCCCUGGUCCCCCCUCUCCCCUCAUGAAUCCCGCAAACGCCGCGCUUCAGAUACUUUAAGUAGUGCCGCGUUAGGACUAAGCGAUACGGAUUUGAAUUGGGGGUAUAAGGAUAAGAUGGGAGAGGAGCUCGAUUGUCUGGAGAAGGAAAGCAGGAAGAGAAGAAGAAGGGGUGAAAUGGGAUGGGAAGGUGCGGUGGGGAAUGGGGGAGGAAGAGGUGUGGAUCAUGAGGAGGAGCAUGGGGAUAGCGAUGAACGGUCGUUGGGGAGAGGAAGAGGGAGUGGGGAAGGAAGCGGAUAUGGAUCUUCACGAUAUGCAUGAUUCUGGGAUUUGAUAGGAAGAAUUGAUUCGGUUGACUGCGAUCUUCAUUUCACCCCCUUCACUCAAACUCAAACAUACGAUUAAGGGAUAAUGGGGACAGACUUGCGAUAUUCUUCCUAGGAGGGCUGAGGAUUGAGACUUAAGUAUGGGUGCCAGUGGGAUUUACAGUUUACAAACUUUAUAGUAUUUCUUUUUAGAUGCGAUAUUCUCCUUUUGGGCGCGAAAUUCCUUCUUCUUCUCCAAUUUCCAGUCCAAAUUUCUCAACACGGCUGGUAUUUGUAACUAUCCAUUAUUCACUCGUAUCUUUUUCUUUUUCUCUUGUUUUUUCUCUCUUUUUCUGUUCAGGUAGAGGAUCAACAGGCCUCUCUUACUAAAACACAACGAAAGAUCUCAAGGAAUCGUCGCGGAAUUUCUAUAAAUCUUCUCUUACGGGGUCAGGUGUAUACUGUGCUGUGUUGAUCGU